This is a messenger RNA of Epithele typhae, 1653 nucleotides long. RefSeq lists its product as uncharacterized. The record is from RefSeq and is a predicted model, not a curated record. The transcript is spliced from 3 exons. Lineage: Eukaryota; Fungi; Basidiomycota; Agaricomycetes; Polyporales; Epitheliaceae. The coding region runs from base 1 to 1653 and encodes 550 amino acids.
AUGAGGAGCUUUGCUUACGAUCCGGUGCUCGCCCACCGACCAAAUUUUGCAAAAUCCCUACCCGUUCAAGUCCUCUUGCUCGGGAUCGUCAUGACCCUCGUCGUCGUUCUCAUUAUCCACCUCGCAUUCACUGCACAAUACCACUGGCCUCUGGCACCGGUCAACUACGUCCUCCAAAUGUCCGCCGUUAUCACCCUCCUCAUUUCCUGCAUCGCAACGCUCCACGUCGUGCUCUCCAGCACAAUCGACCAGAGUAUGACCUGGCCGUACAUGCUCGACUAUGUUGCGGUUGACAUGCCGCCCUUCUCCGACACCAACGAUGGAUGGACGAUGAGCGAGUUGAUCGCAUGGCUGUUGAUGAACGCGACCACAUCCGGUCUCAUUCAGAUCACACACAUCCAGUUCCUCACCUUGCUUUUUCCUUCGGUGCUCGAGAAACGCUUGAUAUUCUGUCUCCUGGGCCCCCUCGCCAUCGUCUCCUCUAUCAUGCAAAUUUUGCGAGUCACCGAUGGCGAACAAAUCAACAAGCUAGCUGCAGCGGCGCAGAACAUCUGCAACGCAACAUUAUCGCUUCUCUUCACCGCUGCCCUCGUCCUCUGGGGCUGCGUGGUCAACCGGGGCGACGCAUGGCGCACCGACGGAGGGACAGCAGCGUUUGGGAUCGGAGCUCUCACACUCGCCUUCAUCUCCACCGCCCUCACCUUCCUAUACAUCCCGAGCCGCGACCAGUACCCAUGGAUGCCGGCACUCACAUGGGCUGUCAUCCUCUGGCAGAGCUUCCUCGGCUGGUGGUGGUGGGUCGGCGCGGGCAUGGGCGUCGGCGAGAUCGAAGAACUCCUCCGGCGUGAGGAGAAGCGUCAAACGAAACGCCGCCUCCGUCUCGCCAAGCGCAACUCUCGUAAGGAGCGCGCCCAGACCCUCUGGAAGGGCGUCACCGGCGCCUUCACGCGCACACACUCCGACGCCCGCGCGCACGCCUCUGACACCAGCGGCACCGACGGCGACUCCUCCGACGGCACGACGGUCGACGACGUCCGCCCCUCGCGCUCGCACAGCACUCGGUCCACCGGCGCGGAGGAGACCGCGUCGCGCAUGGACGAAAGCACGCGGCGCGCGCCUUCGGACCAGUCGGACGAAGGCUCGGCAAGCACAAGCGGUGGACGCGUGACCCGCUUCCUGAACCAAUACCGCCCCGGCCGUUUCCUCUAUGGCUGGUACCUCGGCCUCCGACACGCGCACCUCGCCGCGGCGCGCGAGCAGGCCGUCGAACGCGUCGAGCGCAUCAACCAGGCCUACGGUCCUGAAGCCGCCGCGGCGCACGAGAACGGCGCGGUGGUGCCGACGUUUGGGUGGGGGCUCGGGAGCUUCGGCGUCCAGCGGCAGCGGCGACGAGAGUGGGAGCAACGCGAGCGCGAGGAGGCGGCGUGGAAAGAGUACGAGAUGGAUGAGUUCUCGGACACGGAGGAGCGGGAGGAGCUGAGAGAUGGGCCCAGACAGCGAAGGAGGACACCGCAAAGAGCGGUGGGGGGCUUAGGCGCGGGACUAGGUGCAGAGCGGAGGAUGGACGAGGACAGUCACCGACCGGGGUCCGUGUGGUGGUGGGGGCCGUUGCAGCGGUGGAGGCUGCAGGACUCGACGGACUAUCGUUCAUAG